UUUCGACCAAUGGGUCUUUCAUCUGUCCAUCACCACUCUAAAAAAUAAGUAAUUACAAAAUGAAACAACCAAAUCUCAAACUCAAAAGCCUGAGUUGAGGUUUCACCAACUCAAGAGAGAGAGAGGGAAAAAAAAAAAAUGCUUCCUUUGUAUCUUGAUCUCCUUCUACAACCCGAUGGAUUCCUCUCUUUGUCUCUGCAAUUACUGCAACAACAUCCUUAACGAUUCUCUCACAGGUCUUUGGUUUUCUUGUUGUUAAGAACUUGAGAUCCUCUAAUGGUUGUUGUACAGGCCACCAAGCUCAGCCUUCCCAACCUUUCUCUUUCUUCUCCACAAAUUUCUUCCCUUCUCUUCGAACCCCAUUCCCUUUCUCUUGCUCUAAUGCACUCAGAUUCUUCUUUCUCUCUCUACCCCUCUUUUUCCCCCCUCUCUCUUUCCUCUCUUCCUUCCCCUCAAGUGGUUGUGCCUUCUCCAUGUUCUUCUGCGGCUUUUGUUGCCCUUCAGAAUUCUAAUUCCAACUCCGAUACUAAGGUUAUGUUUGUGGUCUCUGGCCCCCACAAGGGUGGCUCUCAGAUUCUCCUUCGGUUUUAUGUUUUGGAGAGUUCUAAAUUGUUCAGGAGAGCUCCAGUUGUUUGCACACAGAAGGAUCUUCGAUCUGAUGAUAAAUUGGGUGUUUUGGUCAAUUUUAGACAUGGGAUUUCAGUUCGUUUAGCUGGGUCGGUCAAUUUCUUCGCGAUGUACUCUGUUUCGAGCUUGAAGAUUUGGGUUUUUGCGGUGAAGAUGGUGGGCGUCGGCGAUGAUGGGUUAGGUUUGAAAUUGAUGAGAUGUGCUGUGAUUGACUGCUGCAAACCCAUUUGGUCGAUUAACAUUUCGUUUGGGUUUUUGCUUUUGGGGGAAGAUAAUGGGAUUAGGGUUGUUAAUUUGAGGCCUUUUGUGAGAGGGCGUAGUCGAAAAGUUAGAAAUCUGAAUGCUAAUACGGCUUCUACUGCCAAGCGUGAAGUUCAAAAGUCAUUUUUGCCUUAUGGAGAAGUUUGUGGGACUUCUGGAGGCACUGACUUGAAUGGUGGUUCUCUUGUUGUUUGCAGCAAUGGUUUCAAUCCACAAGCCAGUAGAAGUGAAGAUGCUGGAAGUUCAGCUUGCAAUGGAUGCUUGGACGGAAAAUUGGACAAAAAUUCUAUUUCUGUAAGACCAAGAUGCAUAAAACUAAGACAAGAUUCGAGCGAAGGACUAUAUUUUGUGGCACUGAAUGGCAGAGGAAAUGAAGACCUGAAAUCUGCAAAAAUGACGUCAUUAAAGGCAAUAUCAAUUCAAGCACUGUCUCCCAGGAAAAUGUUGAUCCUGGACUCUGUUGGUGAAUUACAUCUGUUGCACCUUGCUAACACUGCUAAUGGAUUUGAUUUUUCUUGCAACAUUCGGCCAUUGCCUCAUCUAAUGAAAGUUCAAAUGCUGACCAGUGUUCCUGAUACAUCCAUAAGGAACCAAACUGUCUGGCUAUCUGAUGGGCAUCACUCUGUGCAUUUACUGGUGAUACCCGAUGUUGAUUCUGUUGUCACUGAAAAUAUGGGAAAUGAGAGCGAGGAAGUCCUGAUGAAAAGAAUAUCAGUUAUGCAAGCUAUAUUUGCUGGUGAAAAGAUUCAAGACAUAACAUCCUUGGCUGCGAAUGCUGUUUUAAUUCUUGGACAAGGAAGCUUAUAUGCGUAUACAAUUUCCUGAAGUUUCCUCGGUGGGCUUUUUUUCCGGACAUUUUCAUUCAAGGCUCUGUGUUGGAUGAUCUUGUCCAGAGUGGUGGCUUAUGGGCUUCAUGUUCUGCUCAAAUCCUAGCAAUGUGGUCUCUAAUUAUUGUGUUACAGUAAGUCAAUACCAAGAGAGUCAAGAACUGCAGUUUUCUCAUACAUCCAUGGUGCUUACGAUUCAAGAAAACUCAGCUCUGGAUAGGUAUAUUGUUUUUACUUUUAACCUUUUUUCUUAUUAUUGAGAAAUUGAUUUUGCAGGGUUGAACUUCCAAAACCACUUUGUGUAUCCUUCCUUUCCUGCAGAAGGCCUGUAGCUUCAGUUUUGGCUAGUUGCCUACAAGGAAGAACUAGAACUCUCUCUAGGAAAAACUCCAAGUGUCCUAUGUUUGCCACGAACUACCAAACUUCCGCAUUUUUUUUGGUAGAGCUUAAAGGGGACGGGGCUACUUUUACUAAUUUAUUAGAAGUAUUGUACAGUCGGAAAUUCAAAACUAUGAAGCCUUUAAAUGUAUAGGCUUUAGUUUUGGGGAUUGGGAACGGUUUUCAUUGUCCAUCUAAUUACAUUUUACUUCUACUAACCCUUACAAAACUUACUUUUCUAUCACGAAAGGAUAGGUCUACCAAUCACUUGAUCAAAGUGGAAUCUUUGUCUCUUAGGAUUUCUUUUGAUGAAAGAUUUAGGGGAAGAGUCAAAAUUGAGAAAAGAGGGAGAAUUGUGGUUCUAUUUCUGUUCCACACAACUGGUUUCAGUUUUCUAGAGUGAGGACUGUCUAUAGUGUCUGUUAGAUAACUUUAAACGUAACCUGUUCUUUAGACGAACAAGGUAUAACAAUUAUAUAUUUUUAGUGGGUUACAUAUUAUUGUUGGAGAAAUCCUUGUCACAUAGUUGUUGAAAUUUGCUUAAUAGAUUUUGACUGGAGCGAACAUUUAGUAUUUUCUAAGGUGGCCAAAUGAAGAUAUGAAGAGAUUUUAUGAUCCUUGUUAGAAAAUUUCCAAGAAAAUGAAACGAGUAAUGAUCAAAGAUACAAACUCCACGAGGGAAUGCGAAAAGAACCGAACAGAAUACAAAAAACCAUUACAAAGACCCACUAGAGAACAUAUUACAAAGUUGAGUCGAGACCCUUUAAUCAAAUCAGACGUUGCUAGGAAGGAAGGAUCAAAAUUAUCCUGUGAUUGAACCUUGUGGCCCCAAAUUUGCACAUGAAGAUUAAGAAAAUUUUGUUCCUUCUUUUUUUUUGGAUAAUGAUACUGAGGAUUGAGAAGAGGUUAAUAAGAUUAUUGAUGAUAAGAGUAAGGCUUGGAAAGACGAUCAGAUUAAACAAGGGGAAUAUGGCUAAAAGUCUGAAGACUUGGUGGUCAGUAUAAUUAUGAAGAAAUCUGUGAGAUACGGAGAAUAGAAAAGUAAUGGAGCAGAAAAAUUGGAAGGUUUAUUAAAGGAAAUCUGAAAAGUCUUUCCAUUUAAUGAUUUCAAGUGGGAAAAGACUAAUGUUCUCACUAAGACUCUGUUUCGCACUGGUUGGAACAAAAUUCGGGAACCUCUGAAGAACAUGACUGAUGAGGACAGAAUGCUGAAUCCAGUUCAUGUUGAUAUGGUAUUUCAUAAAUCCGAGAGGGUAAAAAUUAAUAAGAAUAGGUGCAAUAUAGGCCUUCUUACAAAUACGGGUAGAGAAUAACAAUAAAAAAAAAAAAGAAAAACAUUAACGAGGACCAUUUAUACAAAUCUUUCUAAAUAACAGAGAUUCAACAAAAUUAAUGACAUGUCCAAGUGCUUUUUUUUUUUUUUGGUUAAGAAGUUUUGUAAGUAUCGAGGAUGGGUUAGAAGUAAGGAGUUACAGUUCAUAAUUGGGAAUUAUCGGAAAAAUGGUUAUGGCACUUUCCCCAUGAAUCCCCUAUCCAGUGUUCUAAGAUUAUCAUGAGCAAGUACUUUGAUUGGAAGUUGGGUAGGGUUCAAGGCAGAAUAAGAAAUCUGUUAAAGAAAAUUUCUAUUUAGCUCCCGUCUUUUUCUUAUUUGAUUAAGUAGAUUAUCUCACCUUUAUCACUUCUCUUUUAUGAAAGUCUGUCACAUUGCAGAUAUGCUUUUGCAUCCUGGGAGCUUUCCCUUUCUUUCGUUUGGGUUCUGCUGUCUAAUCCGAUAGAGAGACGAUAGAGGUUUUGACACUCCUUUCUUUACUAGGAGAGGUCGAGCUUAGAUGGGGAAAAAGGAUGUUUGUAUUUGAAGUCUCAGCUUCUUUGAAAGCUUUUAUUGUAGAUCGCUGUUUCAUUAUUUGCUGGAUUCCUCUCCUCUUAGGGAGUUGGUUUUCUCGCUCCUUUGGAAGGUGUAGUCCAGCCAGUUUCUUAUCCAACAAAAUAAAUAAUGGCAAAUAUCUCAAAACUUUGGAGGUUGUAUCAAUUUAAACUCUAUACUAACGAUUGUAUCAAUUUAAACCUUGAACUUUAGGGGUUGUAUCAAUUUAAACCCUGAAUUUUCAUAAGUCUAUCAAUUAUUAGUUUAAGUAAGGGAAAAUACUCCAGAACUUUGGAGGUUGUAUCAAUUUAAAUCCUAAACUAACGAUGGUAUCAAUUUGAAAUUUGAACAUUAGGAGUUGUAUCAAUUUAAACUCUGAACUUUCGUAAGUCUAUCAAUCUAAACCUUGAACUUUCAUAAAUGUAUCAAUUUAUACCUUCCUUCAGAUUUAGUUUGAAAAAUAUCAUGCUAAACAUUUAUUUUUUUCUCAAUUAAACUUAUAAAUUGUUAUAAGUGAAUCAAUUUAGAAUAUUUAUUAGGAAUAUAUUUGAAAAUCGAUGCAUAAAUUUUUAUACUUGUGUUGAUUUCUACAAAUGUCGAUUCACCAAAACUGACGACUAUAAUUUGAAUGGACAAUUUUCAAAUAAAUCUUAAUUUAGAGUCUAAAUUUAUUCACUUAUGUAAAUUUAGAGAUUUAAUUGAUAAAGUUACAAGCCUCACACAAUGUUUAUCCAAAUAAAACAUAAUAGAGGGUUUGAAUUGAUGCACUUCUGAAAGUUCAAGGUUUAAAUUGAUACAAUUAUUAGUUUAGGGUAUAAAUUGAUACAACCUGAAAAGUUCUAGGUUUAAAUUGAUACAACUCCCAGAUCUUGGAUAUUAGUUGUGAGCAAGACAAAUCUCGAGUAAAUGCCAAAUCUUGGGUAUUAAUUGCGAGCAGGAAAGGCUUGAUAGGUGGGUGAGAGAGGUUGGCUGUGAGGUCGGGACAUUUCCCUCUUGUUAUCUUGGUCUCCGAGAACUUGUAUAGAGAAGGAUUUCUUGUGGCGCAGCGGUUCUUCCAUACCACCUUAGUUGCCUGGCGUUGCUAUUGGCAUAACAACCAAUACACCAUAGGUUGGCCCAACCCAGUCCUCUUGUACUAGGGUUGGCUCCUCGCAGUUCUCCCCCUUUGGGGGGUAAUCCGAGGGCUUUGUCUUUUUGGGAUCCCAUCUCUGAGAAGAUUUGUAAAAGGCUAGCCUCUUGGAAGAAAGGUUAUUUCUCCAAGGUUGGUAGACUUACUCUGAUAAUAUUUGUGCUGAGUGGUAUCCCUAUUUAUUAUCUUUCCCAGUUCGGUCUGUAAAAAUAUUGAGAAAGACAUGAGAGACUUUCUGUGGGAAGGAGCGGGUGAAGGUAAGGGUUUUCAUCUGGUUAGCUAGGAGGGUGUGGGGUACUCUAUGAACCAAGGUGGGCUGGAGAUUGGUAAUUUAAGACUUCAGAACUUUCUGUUGGCUAAGUGACUUGGGGGUUUUGCCCUUGAGCCUAAACUUGUGCCAUAGAAUCAUUGGUAGUGAGCACAGUACUCAUCCUUUUGUUUCGGUGGAAAAUGGGGUUAGAGGCACACAUCGAAAUCCUUGGAAAGAUAUCGUGAUUGAGCUCCCCUCGUUUUCCCUUUUGGUUCAUUACAUCGUGGGGGAUGGCUAGGUGCGUAUUUUUGGGAAGACCAAUAGGUUAGGAAUAGCCCCCUUUGUCGUGGGUUCCCUCAUCUUUAUCAUUUGUCUUCCUUUAAGAAUUGUUUGGUCUUUGACUUUCUGGAAUGUUUGGGGAGGCGCUGUCUCAUUUUCUUUCGGUUUCUAUUGUCAUUUAUCCAAUAAGGAGACCACAGAGGUUGCUUCUUUUCUUUUGUUGUUGGGUGAGUGCAACUUCAAGGAGGGGAGAAGGGAUGUUCAGAUUUGGAAGCAUAAUCCUCUGUCGGAAAGUUGAGGAAAACCUAGAUCACCUUCUUUGGGACUGUCAAUUUGCAAGGUUCGUGUGGAUUUGCUUUUUAUAGGAGUUUGACGUUCAGAUGGCUGGUUAGAGGGAUAUUUGUACGAUGAUCGGAGAGUUCAUCCUUCAACCGCCUUUCGAAGAGAGGCCGUUGUGGUUUGCUGGGGUGUGUGCUAUGUUGUGGGACGUUUGGGGGAAGAGGAACAACAGGGUGUUUAGAGGUUUGAAAAAGGACCUUAGUGAGAUUUGGUCCUCAGUGAGGUUUCCUAUGUCACUUUGGACUUCGAUUUCGAAGCUUUUUUUUUGUUAUUAUUCAAUAUGUAACAUCAUGCUUAGUUGGAAACUCUUUCUUUAGGGGUUGCUUUUGAGGGCUUUUUUUUGUAUGCCCUUGUAUUCUUUCAUUUUUUCUCAAUGAAAGUUCUUAUUGAAAAAAAAAAAAAAAGAAAAAAAUGAUACAACUCCAUAUUAUAAAUUGAUAUUUACGCAAUAAAUAAAUAUCUCUAUUGUAAUACUUUUCUCUCUCUUUUCCUCUUUGUUUUUCUCAUUGUGGUUUACUUGUAAAGCUUAUAGGGACUUUUAUCUGUUUAUUUCCAUAUUAUUUUCGUUAUUUUGCUGCUACUGGUGGUUUAGAGCAUGUUUUGUACAGCUGUCUAUCAGAAUGAAUGUUCUUGUUGCUCAGCUUCCUUGGAAGGGGUGGAUCUAAUUUGCAAUUUUUGCUCCAAUAUAAGUUCCCCAUCUCACUGACUUUAUUUGCAACAGGAUUAUCUAAUAUUGUUGUUUGUCAUUGAGAUUUGUGGUUUAUGGCAUAGGACCAUACUUGGGAAUAUGCUUUUAUGGAGUUUCUGAAGAUGGAAGUCUUUCAACAGUAUAAAGCCGCCCCUUUUCUGUGUUUGCCUUGCCCUUGCAUCCAUGCGCUGCAAGACAAGUUUGGGGCCAAGGAACGAGCAUGCUAGCUGUUGGUUCAUCUGUUUUGUCGCAUCAUUGAUUCAACUAGCAAAAGGAAUAUCAUAUAUUUCCGACCUGCUAUCAUGAAAGAUACAACACAACAGAGGCCUUCACUGUUGCAAGAUGAAUGUCAUAAUUGCAUGGAACCUUCAUACUCAACAUUCUAGUUUGAAACUAUAUAUAUAUAUAUAUAUAUCAUUUAAAACUCAAUUCCCAUUCAGGAAUGUAGCUUGCAUUCCCUUUGAUUCUAGUUGCAACUUUGGCCUAAUAUUAGCCUCUCUUCUCCUCUUUUCUUUUUCUUUUUCAUUUUUUUUCUCCAAAUACAGUUGGCCUUACCUUUUGAUGAGCACAUUUCUUUCUCCUUCAGUGAUAUAACUUUCAGAUUUUUUUACUGUCAGUCUGUAUAGUAAAUUUCCUUUUAAAAAAAAAUAAUCA
Molecule: messenger RNA, 7296 nt
Organism: Benincasa hispida (wax gourd)
Lineage: Eukaryota; Viridiplantae; Streptophyta; Magnoliopsida; Cucurbitales; Cucurbitaceae
Source: RefSeq, a predicted model, not a curated record